Molecule: messenger RNA, 1164 nt
Organism: Parastagonospora nodorum SN15
Lineage: Eukaryota; Fungi; Ascomycota; Dothideomycetes; Pleosporales; Phaeosphaeriaceae
Exons: 1
Coding region: 1-1164 (387 amino acids)
Biological process (GO): L-serine biosynthetic process; dephosphorylation
Cellular component (GO): cytoplasm
Molecular function (GO): magnesium ion binding; L-phosphoserine phosphatase activity
Source: RefSeq, a predicted model, not a curated record
AUGGCCACCAGACCUCCCGCGCUCGAUGUCUCCCCCACGCACCUCGUCGCGACGCUCUUCUACAAGUCUGACUCUCCACACUUCUUCCAGCACGCCGACCUAUCACCGCGAAGUCCCAAUGACCAGCUCCCCUCGGCGUCACUCGAAGCGCUCAAGGAUGGCGCCGCACCCACCGAAAACCUCGCCGACUACCCUCUUGAGCCACCCACGCCCGGCCCCAGCGCGCUCGACAACCUCUACGGAAGCUAUCUCAGCCAGAGCUGUCUGACAGAUUUCUUCGUCACGCUCACAAAUAUACUUCCCGGCCUCGAGCAGAGCACGAUAACGAGUCGGAAGCUGGAGGCUGCCAAGCUCUGUCGCGUGGUUGAAGUCACCUUCCCACUACCCAGCGCGUCACCCAUUGCGCUCGAGACACUGCGGCGGGAUGAGGCUGUGUCACGCUUUGAGCGCGAGUGGAAUGUCGAGUGCGUUUUCCAGGCAGACAACAUAUACAGGCGGUACAAGAGACUUGCCGUGUUCGACAUGGACAGCACUCUGAUACAGCAAGAGGUCAUUGACGAGAUCGCAUCGCUGAUUGGCGUCGAGAAGGAGGUUUCGGCAAUCACCGCAGCGGCAAUGAACGGUGAACUGGACUUCGAAGCGAGUCUGAGGGCAAGAUGCAAGCUACUAAAGGGCGUACCGAGCACAGUAUUCGAGACACUGAGGCCACGAAUAACACUCAACGAGGGCGUCAAGGAACUCAUCACCGGCCUGAAGAAACUGGGCUUCAAGACCGCAGUCCUGAGCGGCGGCUUCACACCACUAACCUCCUGGAUGGGCCAACAACUCGGCCUCGACUACGCCUUCGCAAACCACCUCGUCGUCUCCGAAGACGGCAAGACGCUGACCGGCGAGCUGACUGGCGAAAUCGUCCACGCGCAAAAGAAGCGCCAACAUGUUCUCGAAAUCGCGGAGAAAGAAGGUAUAUUACUAGACCAAGUCAUCGCAAUCGGUGACGGCGCAAACGACCUUCCCAUGAUGGGCGUCGCUGGCCUCGGCGUCGCAUUCCACGCGAAGCCAAACGUCCAGAUGCAAGCGCCGGCGCGACUGAACUCGAAGAGCAUGCAGGACGUGCUCUAUUUGUUCGGCAUCACCAAGGAGGAACAGCAGGUACUCCUGCAAUAG